AUGGGGAAAGCGGCCGCUCCGAGCCGAGGCGGCGGCUGUGGCGGCCGCUCCCGCGGGCUCUCGUCGCUGUUCACGGUUGUCCCCUGCCUGUCCUGCCACACGGCGGCGCCGGGCAUGAGCUCUUCCACGUCCGGCUCCGGGCUGGAGCCCAAGCCUCAGCCCCAGCCAGUGCCCGAACCGGAGCAGGAGCCGCUGUCAGAACAGGUGUCGGAGCCGGUGCCGAGAUCGGAGCCUGUGCCCGAGACGACGUCUGAGCCGGCCGGGCAGGGAUCGGAACUGCUGCUAGGGUUGCGGACAGGGUCGGAGUCUGGCCCAGGUGUAGCGGCGGGGCCCUUCACCAAGGCCUUAUCAGAGCAGCUGCCCCCACAGGGGUCAACAGUGGGGAGCGUGCCCUUGCUCAAACCUGAGUUAGGGUCAGUGCCCGCGUUAAAGCCCCUGCCUCUACUGCGACCAGGACAGGUGAAGACGCCUCUUGGGGUUUCAAUGCCCAGGACUGGCACAUCUUCUGAUGUCCCGAUGGUCUUACUGCCUCUGGACAGCUUCAAGGGCUGGCUCCUCAAGUGGACCAACUACCUGAAGGGCUACCAGCGCCGCUGGUUCGUGCUUGGCAAUGGCCUGCUGUCUUACUACAGAAAUCAGGGUGAAAUGGCCCACACCUGCCGUGGAACCAUCAACCUGUCCAGUGCGCAUAUUGACACAGAAGACUCUUGUGGUAUCUUGCUGAUCAGCGGGGCAAGGACCUACCACCUUAAGGCCAGCUCAGAGCUGGACCGGCAGCAGUGGAUCACCGCCCUGGAGCUGGCCAAGGCCAAGGCUGUUCGCAUGAUGGACACCCAUUCAGAUGACUCUGGGGACGACGACGAGGAGACUGCCUCCCCAGCUGACAAGAGUGAGAUCCACCACACCCUUAAGAACCUCUCCUUGAAGUUGGAUGACCUGAGCACAUGCAAUGACCUCAUCGCCAAGCACGGCGCUGCGCUUCAGCGCUCCCUGAACGAACUGGACAGCCUCAAAAUCCCCUCCGAGAGCGGCGAGAAGCUGCAGGUGGUGAACGAGCGGGCCACCCUCUUCCGCAUCACGUCAAAUGCUAUGAUCAACGCCUGCAGGGACUUCCUGGAACUAGCAGAGAUACACAGCCGGAAAUGGCAGCGGGCGCUGCAGUAUGAGCAGGAGCAGCGUGUCCACCUGGAGGAGACCAUUGAGCAGUUAGCCAAGCAGCACAACAGCCUCGAGCGGGCCUUCCGCAGCGCCCCCGGCCGGUCCUCCAACCCCGCCAAGAGCUUCAGCGAGGGAAGCCUCUUGACUCCCAAAGGAGAGGACAGCGAGGAAGAUGAAGAUACCGAGUACUUUGAUGCCAUGGAAGACUCCACGUCCUUCAUCACCGUGAUCACCGAGGACAAGGACGACAGAAAAGCUGAAGGUGGAAACAGAACAGGCUCCGUGGACUGGACCUCGGCAGACAAUAUUCUAGAUGGUGCCUCGCUUGUGCCCAAGAGUACAUCCAAAGUCAAGAGGCGAGUCCGCAUCCCCAACAAGCCCAACUACAGCCUUAACCUCUGGAGCAUCAUGAAGAACUGCAUCGGCCGGGAGCUCUCCAGGAUCCCCAUGCCGGUGAACUUUAACGAGCCCCUGUCCAUGCUCCAGCGGCUGACUGAGGACCUGGAGUACCACCACCUGCUGGACAAGGCGGUGCACUGCACCAGCUCGGUGGAGCAGAUGUGCCUAGUGGCCGCCUUCUCCGUGUCCUCCUACUCCACCACCGUGCAUCGCAUCGCCAAGCCCUUCAACCCCAUGCUGGGUGAGACCUUCGAGCUGGACCGCCUCGAUGACAUGGGCCUGCGCUCUCUCUGCGAGCAGGUGAGCCACCACCCGCCCUCGGCAGCGCACUACGUGUUCUCCAAGCACGGCUGGAGCCUCUGGCAGGAGAUCACCAUCUCCAGCAAGUUCAGGGGGAAAUACCUCUCCAUCAUGCCACUGGGUGCCAUCCACUUAGAAUUCCAGGCCAGUGGGAAUCACUACGUGUGGAGGAAGAGCACCUCAACCGUGCACAACAUCAUCGUGGGCAAGCUCUGGAUCGACCAGUCAGGGGACAUUGAGAUUGUGAACCAUAAGACCAAUGACCGCUGCCAGCUGAAGUUUAUGCCCUACAGCUACUUCUCCAAAGAGGCAGCCCGAAAGGUGACAGGAGUGGUGACAGACAGCCAGGGCAAGGCCCAGUAUGUGCUGUCAGGCUCGUGGGAUGAACAGAUGGAGUGCUCUAAGAUCGUGCAGAGCAGCCCCAGCAGCCCCAACCCCGACGGGAAGCAGAAGACGGUGUACCAGACCCUGCCGGCCAAGCCGCUAUGGAAGAAAUACCCGCUGCCGGAGAACGCGGAGAACAUGUACUACUUCUCGGAGCUGGCGCUGACGCUCAACGAGCAGGAGGCGGGCGUGGCGCCCACCGACAGCCGCCUGCGGCCCGACCAGCGGCUGAUGGAGAAGGGGCGCUGGGACGAGGCCAACACCGAGAAGCAGCGGCUGGAGGAGAAGCAGCGCUUGUGGCGGCGCCGGCGGCUGGAGGCCUGCGCUCCCGGCAGCAGCUGCGGCGCCGAGGAAGAGAAGGAGGCGGACGCCUACGUGCCGCUGUGGUUCGAGAAGAGGCUGGACCCGCUGACGGGGGAGACGGCCUGCAUGUACAAGGGCGGCUACUGGGAGGCCAAGGAGAGGCAAGACUGGCACAUGUGCCCCAACAUCUUCUGAGCGCCACCCCCUGCGGCAAAUACAGGCGCCUGCACAGCCCGGGCCACCUUUUCUUCAAUGCACUCCAUUUAGUACGGAACGGCCCUUCUCUCCCACCCACCUGCAUCCCCCUCCUGUUUUCU
Molecule: messenger RNA, 2861 nt
Organism: Cynocephalus volans (Philippine flying lemur)
Lineage: Eukaryota; Metazoa; Chordata; Mammalia; Dermoptera; Cynocephalidae
Gene: OSBP2
Product: oxysterol binding protein 2
Exons: 14
Coding region: 1-2739 (912 amino acids)
Cellular component (GO): plasma membrane; cytosol; perinuclear endoplasmic reticulum
Molecular function (GO): cholesterol binding
Source: RefSeq, a predicted model, not a curated record